This is a messenger RNA of Exophiala xenobiotica, 1692 nucleotides long. RefSeq lists its product as uncharacterized. Bases 1 to 1692 code for a protein of 563 amino acids. The transcript has 2 exons. The record is from RefSeq and is a predicted model, not a curated record. Gene Ontology annotation, molecular function: protein binding. Lineage: Eukaryota; Fungi; Ascomycota; Eurotiomycetes; Chaetothyriales; Herpotrichiellaceae.
AUGGUGCUCCACAAAGGGCGUUAUUUUGUUUACUACAGCCGUUCCGAAGGCUACCCAACGGGCCUGGGGAAGCAUAUCGUGAGCAAAAUACCACAGGAGCUUGGACGGUACUCGAUCUGGUUAGAGAGGGAGCGCACUCGCUAUGAGAAACUCAGCCAACAACUAGAGAGCAAAGUUCUGACAGUCUCUCCCAAACGGAUGCAACUAUUCGUCGACCAGGAACAGCGCGAUCGCGAUCAGUGCGCCGUUCACACCUUGCCUCCUUGGAAACCACUCGACUGGCAGCUUCACGAGUUACCGACGGCCGUUUGGGACUCCCGGGGUAUUGCGGCUGACUGGACAUACCUUGUUGAUCUGGACAGCCAACGUUUCGUGAUAAACAACUGGAUCAUCUUCGAUCUCUGCAACAUUCCCCGCCAUCGUUGGACUGAAGCCUUUAGUUCUGCAGGACAGAUCGACGAAUUCUCUUUCACACUCGGCCCGGAGGCUUCGGAUGAAAUGAGCCAGCCACGAUAUUUCGCCAACGGCAAUCAGCGGCUGGACUGCUAUGUUUCUGUCUACCAACGGCAUGCCGUGUCAUGGGUGAAUCCAAGACGGAUCGACGACUCUUUACCUCUGCGGCAACUUUUCACGCUCGCCAUUUUUCAUCAUUUCAUGGCCUCUGAAUUACUGGAUUAUCUCCCUGCCACCCCUCAUGAUAGUUUUGCUUUCCGUGAAGUGGCCUACGCCGUUUUAUCUCUGGCCACGGGCAACUUUUACUUCGACGAGCCGGCCGGGUAUAUCGGUGAUUAUGCCCGGGAGGAAUCUACGGGCUUCCUUGUGGAUGUGAACGAUGAAGGCGACAACUCUUUCAUGCCGAUAUUUGGUGCAGGAUGCCAUAUGGAAUCUGAGGAACCAGGUUCAUCUCCUUCUGAGCUCGUCUUUUGGUUCCAUGGCGUGCUUAUCAGUUUGAUACCCGACAACGCCUUCGAUCUCGACCUAGAAGCGGUCAUCGGCAAAGCAGUCUCGUUCGGUCGAGCCAUCAGGACGGACGACUUUCAGAUUGUGAUCUUUUCCAUUCAGAAUGCAGUUUUGCUGGAGGUUUGCCACGCUCCUGUUGCUGUGAUUAGACGCUCCGACAUCAUUCCUAUCUGUGGGAUGGAUUUUGAAGAGCAACGUUCACAUGACGAGUCGGAUGGUACCGACGAUUGUUCAACCGUCGACCGCCUGCUUUCGGCUCACUCGGGAUUCGUGGCCCUGCAGGAUUUCGUCACCAUCGCGUCACGCCGAAAUGUCUCUCGUUUUGGCCGAGGACGCCUUCCCACCGAAAUCUAUGCGAACAUCCUCAAAUACUGCGAUGUUGAGACACACAACCAGUGCGCAAAAGUUUCGAGAAUAUUCCAGACCUUAUGCAGCGCGCAGUUCCCAUUUAGCCGCAGUCUCAACAUUCUCAAACUGCAACCUUGCAGCCCGAAUUCGCAGGCUCAAGGUUUGUAUGAUAUGUGGUUGUCCAUACGAUUGGCCGAGCUGGGGAACUUCCACUUUUACGACACGAGUGACGGAGUCUCUUAUCAAUCACCACUGGCCGUCGGCCCUUAUGUGAGGGUUGCACACGAAAAUAUGGUCGGAACUUGGUGCCCCAUCAUUGGAAAUGCGACUCGCCCAAGUAUUCUGACGCAACUUCCGUUGCGUUUACUACUUCGCAAGCUCUAG